CACUUUGUGAGGAGCAGACGGAGGAGAAAAUCGAAAUAAGUCCGUUUUAUGUCUCCGCUUCCUGGACGGACGUUUGUGCUUUUGUGAGGAAACGUUUGCCGGUGAACCCAACCAUGAAGAGUUUAGUUCAGGAACUGGGCCGGAGAGAUGUGUGCAUGUAGGAGCACCGGUCUGAAAGCAGAUUUUUAGACAGGAAGCGAUGGGGAAUUCUGAGAGCCAGUACAGCAUCCAGGGUACCAAGGGCACCAGCUUUUUCUUACCCGGGAAACCGAAGCCAUACUCACUGAAGCUCCGCUCAACCAAAGAUGAGGCGUUGUCGGCACAUACGUGGUGGAAAAACACCCCUGUGGGCUCAGGGUGCAAGGUCAGGAGUGUCGGCCGCGGCUGCCUGUCCCCCGCCAGAAGUCGGCAGCCUUACUCCACUCGGCACUGUGACUAUGUCUCCAAGGGUGCGCGGGGUAGCCCAAGUCCGCGCCGCUGGCAUCGAACCCCUGGGUGUGGUUUACGGCAGCGGUAUACGUCUGAUGACUAUGAGGACAAUCCGUAUGGGGCAGAGCUCAAUGGGCAGCGUGAUGAGCAUGUGGUUUUAGAGGAACAGAGCAGCCCGCGGGUGGUGAUCAAGAAGGAUGGUAGUCUCAGAGUGGAAUUCACCAACACUUCUGGCAGUACCCUCCUUCUGGAAGAUGCUUCUGGACCUGUACAGCUCCUGAAGUUCUCUCCCAAUCUUGAAUCUGCCUCCACCUCCAGCCUUCCAGGUUCUAACAGUAGUAGACCUGAUGGCCACUGUGGCGUUCCACCUCCAGCAUCUACCUCCUCCACAGCCAGAACUAGCAAAGGAAGCUCUCUGAGCUCUGAUGGCUCCUGGUAUGACUCUCCUUGGGGGCCCAGUGCAGAUCUCUGUGAACAGGACCAACCCUGUCCUCCAAGUGAGACACCUGCACACUCCCCUGUCCACCAAACAGAAUCCUUCCCUGAACAGCCUCUUCCAGAGUCCAUCACAGACCUCUACAGGAACUCCACAAUAGCUGCAACUUUUCCAACUGUUGGAGCCUCCUCUUCCCAGUUACAGGUACCUGCCCAGAGGACACACCGAGCCUCAUUUGCUUCUGCCCUGGAUGUGCCCUUGGAGGAGGAAUGCCACGAGGCCCGGCAGUACUGUUCAUACACACUGCCAUGUCGCAGGCCCAAAGCCCGCACUGUGAGCGAGGACUUGAUCCAGUACCCUGAUCAAGACCUGCAAAAGGAGCGUGUUGGACAAGAUUUUGUCUUUCACAAGAAAGACUCUAUCAGAAACCACAUCAGACGCUUCAGUGACUGGACAGGCAGCCUGAGCCGAAAGAAGAGGAAAACACAGGAUGCCAGGUACAGGGAUGCGACUGACACCUUUGACAGCGGUGUUGAAGGCCUGACCGGGGUCACAGGCUCGCCUUCCCAAGCGUCCAGCCUGGUGUGGUUUCCAGGAGCCUCCAGGGCCCAGUCGUCGGGAGCCAUUCCCCAAACGACGAGCGACGUCCUGUGCCAGAACAUUUACGAGAACUUCAUGAGGGAGCUGGAGAUGGGGGCUGGGCAGGCCAGCGGCGGUGGCGAGAGACGAGACCCGUCCACCGGCACCGAGGAGGGGGAGAGCAGCAGUGAGUCCGCCGAGGGCUCCUUGGAGCAGCUGGACCUGCUGUUUGAGAAGGAGCAGGGCGUGGUCAGGCGGGCAGGCUGGCUUUCCUUUAAACCGCUCAUCACUCUGCACAAAGACAGGAAGCUGGAGCUGGUGACGCGGCGUCGGUGGAAGCACUACUGGGUGACCCUGAAAGGAUGCACGCUGCUGUUCUAUGAGACGUACAGUAAAGGUUCUCCGGAGCAGGAGCUGUCGCCGCGUUACGCUCUGCUGGCCGAGGACAGCGUCGUCCAGGCGGUUCCCGAGCACCCCAAGAAGGAGAACGUCUUCUGCCUCAGCAACUCCUAUGGAGACGUCUACCUCUUCCAGGCCAGCAACCAGACGGACUUGGAGAACUGGGUGACCGCCGUCCACUCCGCCAGCGCCUCACUGCUGGCCAAACGCCAGGGCAAAGAGGACACGGUGCGCCUGCUCCGGAGCCAGGUCCGCGGCCUGCUGCAGAAGAUCGACAUGGACGGCAAGAUGAAGAAGAUGGCUGAGCUGCAGCUGACUGUGGUUAGCGACCCCAAGAACCGCAAGGCUAUAGAGAACCAGAUCCAGCAGUGGGAGCAGAACCUGGAGAGGUUCAACAUGGAUCUCUUCAGGAUGCGCUGCUACCUCGCCAGUCUUCAAGGCGGCGAGCUGCCCAACCCAAAGAGCCUGCUCGCCAUCGCCAGUCGCCCUACCAAGGGUACCCUGGGCCACCUCGGGAUCUUCUCCGUCUCCUCCUUCCAUGCACUGAUUUGUUCCAGGGACGAGGCCAUGCUCAGAAGACAGUCGGUGUCUCUGACUUACAAACAGCGCAAGAAAAGCCUUUUUUCCUCCCUCAAAGGCCUGGACAACCUGACCAAGAGGGGGCGGGACAAAAGGCCCUCAGCGUCACAGAUCUUCGAGCACGACAGCGGUGGGCUGACGUACAUCCUGCCCCCCAGAAGUACUGAGAGGCUGGACAUGCUGAGCAGCAUCUACUCCAUGUCGCCCCCUGAGGGAGGGGUUUGGGACGGCAUCAGAGGUGCAGCAGACAUGCUGAUGUGCGUGCACAUGCCGGACAACCUGACUCUCCAGGUUCCGGUCAGAAGAGACCAGACGGCAGCCGACCUUCUCUCUGCAGCAUGCAAGGUGAAACACCUGGACCCCGAGCUGCACGGCAUCCGGACACACAGGCCAGCGGGUCAGGACGCAGAGGGCCGAUACCUGGAUGUAGACGAGCUCCUCUGUGAGAUGGUUAACAGUGAGCUGGAGGUGGUCCCGGUUACUGUCUUUACUCUGCGCAUGAGCCGGCCGAGUGCCACUGGGGACUUCGGUUUCGCAGUAACAGGACACAUAGAUGGUGAGAAGAACAGCAGGAUCUUGAUCAGCGAGGUUCUUCCUGAUGGACUGGCAUUUGCUGAAGGUUUGCGUCCAGGUGAUGAGAUCCUGGUACUGAAUGGCCAGUGUGUGUCAGACCUGGACCUGGGGCUGAUUAAGACGCUGUUUGCCGAGCAAAGUCUCACCUUGAGCCUGAGGCGGGACAACCAUCUGCCCCCACCUGUGGCCUCCAGCCUUUCAAGUCCUCCUAAACACAAUGCGGAGGUUCGCAGCAAGCACCAUCGAGUCAAGUCCUCCUCAGAUGUGUGCGCCGCAGAUGAUGGAGGCAACUUCCUGUGUGACGGCCUGGAGGACUCUCACUGCGCUCGCCGGCCUGUAAAGCUCAGUAAGAGCGUGGACACUGUGUGCACCCUGUACCAGUCCUUCGAGGACGGCUCGGGCUCAGGUUCCAGGGUAAGGAUGGAAGACACCAAGGAGCCCCCAGAGCGGCAGGGAGCAGCAGGAGACCCCACCCUGGUCAGGCCCUGCUCCAAGCACAUGAGUGCCACCGAGAGGCUACGCAAGGUCAUCCAGGAGCUGGUAGACACCGAGAAGUCUUAUGUCAAGGAUCUGACCUGCUUGUUUGAAAUCUACCUGAAGCCGCUGCAGAACAAAACCUUCCUCACGCUGGACGAGAUGGAGUCUCUUUUCGGAAGCUUGCCGGAGAUGUUGGACUUCCAGAGGGUCUUCCUGCAGACCCUGGAGGAAAGGAUCGCUUCCUCGCCAGACUUCAACACCCUGGAGACACCGUCACAAUUCAAGAGGCUGCUGUUUUCUCUUGGGGGUUCGUUCCUGUACUACGCUGACCACUUCAAGCUCUACAGCGGCUUCUGUGCCAACCACAUCAAGGUCCAGAAAGUCCUGGAGAGAGCCAAAACCGAUCAGGCUUUCAAGGAGUUCCUGGACACCCGGAACCCCACCAAGCAGCACUCCUCCACGCUGGAGUCGUACCUGAUCAAACCGGUGCAGAGGGUACUAAAGUACCCCCUCCUGCUCAGGGAGCUGGUGUCCCUCACCGACGGUGACAGCGAGGAGCACUACCACCUCACCGAGGCCCUGAAGGCCAUGGAGAAAGUGGCCAGCCACAUCAAUGAGAUGCAGAAGAUCUACGAGGACUACGGCGCAGUGUUUGAUCAGCUCGUAGCCGAGCAGACGGGUCACAAGAAAGAGGUGACUGAGAUCUCCAUGGGAGAGUUUCUCAUGCACUCGGCGGUGGUUUGGCUCAAUCCCCACCCCUCUCUGGGUCGCAUGAGGAAAGACCCUGAAAUGACCGUGUUUGUCUUCAAGAAAGCGGUGAUCUUGGUCUGCAGGGAAAAUGCCAAGAUGAAGAGGAAGAUGACCAACCCCAGAUCGGCGCUAUCUCACGGAGACUCGGACCCCUUCAAGUUCCGUUGGCUCAUCCCGCUGUCUGCGCUGCAGGUCCGACUCGGAAACACUGCAGGUGCAGAAAGCAGCUGCAUCUGGGAGCUGAUUCACUCCAGGUCAGAAGUGGAAGGAAGACCAGAGACCGUCUUCCAGCUGUGCAGCAGUGUUCCCGAGAACAAGGUCAACGUUAUCAAGCUGAUCCGCUCCAUCCUCAGGGAGAAUGUGAGGAGGAACAUGAGGACUGAAGCAGCGCUGGAGACGAGCAGUAAGGAGCGCGUUGCCCCCCUGCGAAGCGCGCUCCCCCGUUCUGCCCGCAUCGGUUCCUCCAGGGCGUCGUGGGUGUGCAAGCAGCCCGAGACUCUGAAGCCUGGACCGGACUCAGAUGAGGGAAGCCUCAGCAGUGGAACUCACAGCUUGCCCGGGGUUCCUCCCCCCUGCACCACUUCAGACUCGCAUGUCCAGAACUGGUCUCAGGAACCUGGAUUCACCUCUCAGUGUCCCUCCACCUCCACGAAGGAGUCUGAUAUUUUGAGCGACGAUGACGGUUUCAGUGAGAUGGCGUGCUCGAGGAGGGACAGCGGCUCGCCCUGCGGUGCCCUUGAGGCUCAGCUCCUCCGACUGCAACUCACAGAGCAAAGCGCCUCAGAAGGUGCAACGGCUCCAUGCGUCCAACCUGAAGGUGAGGGCGACAGUCCGGAGAGCCGCCCCGAACUGCAGUGCAGCCACUUCAACCCCAUUAAGAGGAAAAGCAGCAACAGCCUCAGGAAGAGUCCGGGCGUGCUGCUGAACAUGAAGGAGCACAGCAGGUCGCUGGACGACCAAACGGACGCAACGUCGCCAUCGGGCAUCGUGGACCUCAACAUUCUACUGGAGAGAGAAUUCAGCAUCCAAAGUCUGACUUCAGUGGUGAAUGAAGACUGUUUCUAUGAGCCAGCAGAGAACUCUGGGUCCACGCCCUCCUAGAGGGAGCAGGGUGGAC
Messenger RNA from Thalassophryne amazonica, 5339 nucleotides. RefSeq names its product TIAM Rac1 associated GEF 2a (gene tiam2a). Gene Ontology annotation, biological process: activation of GTPase activity; small GTPase-mediated signal transduction; positive regulation of axonogenesis. Gene Ontology annotation, molecular function: protein binding; guanyl-nucleotide exchange factor activity. Bases 200 to 5323 code for a protein of 1707 amino acids. Gene Ontology annotation, cellular component: membrane; synapse. The record is from RefSeq and is a predicted model, not a curated record. Lineage: Eukaryota; Metazoa; Chordata; Actinopteri; Batrachoidiformes; Batrachoididae. The transcript has 27 exons.